Messenger RNA from Aplosporella prunicola CBS 121167, 1502 nucleotides. RefSeq lists its product as uncharacterized. Lineage: Eukaryota; Fungi; Ascomycota; Dothideomycetes; Botryosphaeriales; Aplosporellaceae. The transcript is spliced from 2 exons. Gene Ontology annotation, molecular function: nucleosome binding. Gene Ontology annotation, cellular component: Swr1 complex. The annotation marks the transcript as partial. The record is from RefSeq and is a predicted model, not a curated record.
CAUGCCGCCACGCGCAAAGGCUCCAAGGCCCACGGUUCCGUCGCAGACGCUGGUCAUAGACAAUGGCGCGUACAGCAUCAAGGCCGGUUUCGCUACCGAAGAUGCAGAGUUAUCGUCAUGCCGCGUCCUACCGAACUGUAUAACCCGCGGCAGAGACAAACGCGUGUGGAUUGGCUCGCAGCUGGAGCAAUGUAAAGACUUUGGAGAGAUGGCUUUCCGGCGGCCGGUGGAGAAAGGUUAUAUUGUCAACUGGGAGGGCGAGAAGGCAAUUUGGGAGCACGAGUUCCUCGCGCAAGAUGCUGUAUUGAAAUGUGACCCGCAUGAUACGACUUUGAUCCUCACCGAAGCUCCCAACUCGCCUCAGGCGCUGCAAACCAACUGCGACCAGAUGAUCUUCGAGGAGUUCGAGUUUGCGUCCUACUACCGGACUUUGGGGCCCAGUCUCAACGCCUACAACGAUAUCCGCGCCCUAUUUUCCGACCCUCCGCCUUCUCCCUCUGCUCAAUCCGGGUUUCGUGAUCCGGCUCAAUGUCUUUUAGUGAUCGACUCCGGCUAUUCGCAUACCACCAUCACACCUCUCUACAUGGGACAGCCAUUCCAAUCCGCCAUCCGGCGUCUCACUGUCGGCGGCAAGUUUAUGACGAACUACCUGAAAGAAUUGAUUUCACUGCGUGCCUACAAUUUUAUGGACGAGACGCAUCUCGUCAAUGAGAUCAAAGAAGACGUGUGUUUUGUGUCAAACGACUUCGCACGCGAUCUCGAUAGAACAUGGAAAGGCAACGGCAAAGCCAUCGACACCAACAUCGUUGUCGACUACAUCCUCCCAGACUACACGGAGCGACAGCGCGGGUUCGCGCGGCCGCACGACCCAUCCGCCGCCGCCAAGGCGAAGCGGCUCGGCCUCACGGCGGGCCCGAAAGAGGACCUAUUGCCUCUCGGCAACGAGCGUUUUGCGGUGCCGGAGCUUUUAUUCAACCCCUCGGACAUCGGCAUGCAGGAAGCCGGACUGCCCGAGACGGUAAUGCAGAGUCUGCGGGCGCUGCCGGAGGAGCUGUGGCUCGGGAUGUUGGCAAACGUGAUGGUGGUGGGCGGGAACGCGCUGAUCCCGGGGUUUGUGGAGAGGCUGGAGGCGGAGCUGCGCAGGAUCUCCCCCGCGGAGUAUCCGUUGCGCGUCGGGCGGCCGGAGGACCCGGUCAAGAGCACGUGGAUGGGUGGGGUGGCGUUGGCGAAGAACCCGGCGCUCAGGUCGUUGGUAGUUACCAGGGAGGAGUAUCUGGAGAAGGGGAGCAGUUGGUUGGCGAAGACAUUUGCUUCGGGGCCGAGGUGAGGUUGCGAUUCUACUCCAUCUCUUCCUCCCUCUUCCUCUUUUCUGUGUUGGAGAAUGCAUCACUGUGUUGUUUAGAUACCCAUUACCUGAGCCACGACACGACACGGCUUUGUCGACUUUUACUACGUUUGUGAACUAUUCUCAGCAAAAUCACAAAAAGGAACACGACCUGCUC